UUUGGUCUCAACUCGCGAUUUGAUACAGACUUUCCCAGUGAAUUAAUCGGACGAGUAGCGCCCGAAGAGCUAUCAGAUACUCUUGGACGAAUAAAUAAUGUGCUCAAGCGUCAUGUACAAAUGUCAAGUCGAUGGUUGUUGUGCGGAAAGAUGACUUUUAUUUCUAAUUUGAAUUCCGCGCCAUUUCAGACAGUGACAGCCGUUGAGAAGACGUUGGAUCAUGAGAAUAUAUGUCUCUAUCACAAACUGGGCCUUCACUGGCGUCUAGUGAAGCGCCCAGUUGAUGGCUCAAGGCUGACGGAAUACGUGUUGGAACUGCAAACACUUCCCAAGGUUCAACUAAUGUUACCGGAUUGA
Molecule: messenger RNA, 357 nt
Organism: Strongylus vulgaris
Lineage: Eukaryota; Metazoa; Nematoda; Chromadorea; Rhabditida; Strongylidae
Source: the annotation of a GenBank genome assembly